AUGUCUCUCCCGGUACUUCCACCGCAACCUCAACUCCCCACACUUCACCCAGUCACACCCACCAUCGGCCCCUACACACGGCCAGCCAGUGCGAGAAAGCGACCCUUCGAGUCGAUCCCCGAUAUCUCGGACAAUUGGACUGCUCCCUUCCGGGACGGUCUCCCAACGCCUCCGAGCGAAAUGAACGGAGUUGCGACCUACAACGUCAUCCCCUCGUCCGGCUAUGGAUCGAAGCUCGAUGGAAUCACAUUGCCGCCGUACGCCAAGGUCUCCGACUAUCCGCGCAUGAACUUCGAUGGAGCGACGGCCAUGGUCCCCAUGUCAAAGCCACACUACCAGCCUCCGGUCAAGGAGAAUAACACCCGCGAGCAGGACAGUCGGAAGAAAAGCAGUACCAAUUCUACGGCCUCGUAUCUGCAGAUCCCAUCGACGAUCAACAACAGCAAGGGGAGUCUGGCCGAGUUUGCUGCGCAGAUGACAUGUCUCUUCUGGUUCGAAAGUGCGGCCAAGUUGAAGGCCGUGGAGGAGCGUUCGCCUUCGGCCGGCUCUCUCGCCCCCGAGACCAUGCCCACGGCUGGCUUUCAGAAAUGGGUGACCAACAUCCUCUCCACGACCCAGGUCAGCCAGAAUGUGGUGUUGCUCGCUCUCAUGUUCGUUUACCGCCUGAAGAAGUUCAAUCCUGGAGUACGGGGGAAGAAGGGCAGCGAGUACAGGUUGAUGACGAUUGCACUCAUGCUGGGAAACAAAUUUCUCGAUGACAACACCUACACCAACAAGACGUGGGCCGAGGUGUCGGGCAUCACGGUGCAGGAGAUCCACAUUAUGGAAGUCGAGUUUCUGAGCAACAUUCGCUACAACCUGUACGUGUCGAAGGAGGAAUGGCGCCAAUGGCAUGUCAAGCUGGGCCUUUUCGCGGAUUACUUCAACAACGCUCCUCGAGUGGCGGAGAAGAGCGACAGAGCGGUUGUGCCUCCUGCACUGCGGGUUUCUUCCGAUCUGGCUCCCAUCUCCCGGGCUGCUCUGUGCUCGCCUUCGAAGUUGCCGUCGCCGCCUGCGACUGAUGCUCUGCGCUCGCACCACUGGCCGCUGCCGUUGAACGGUAUGCCCUAUGCCGGAGGGGCGUGUCAAUUGCCACCCAGUGACAUGCCCCUGCCGAGCAGCAGCAGCAGCAGCAACCCGAACCCACGCAAGCGGAGCCGCGACGAGGCGGUGGAGGAAUUGCCGUUGCCGUCCAAGAGAAAUACUGCCGCGAUGGUGCCGAAUCUGCCGGUAUCCUCCGCCUUGACCAACAUCCCCGCCUUGCCGCCCGUCAUGCCAUCCAUAUCCACAUCCACAUGCACAGCACCUUCGACAUCGGUGCCUCCUCUCGUCCCUGCUAUGCCUGACUCCGUCUCUCGCCUUCCACGACCGAACUUCCCCUCUCUCAGCCUGGCUCCGACCAUGCCCCCUGCCGUCUCCACAGUUCCCCAGUUGCCUUCCACUGGCCGGGUGAUGCCGCCUGUAUACGCUCCUACCAACACUUGGAUUCCACCGCAGAUGCCGACCACCACGACCGUGGCCCCCGCUGUCGCUGUCCCUACCGUUCCUCCACUUGGCAACGGGCUUUACACCUCCCUCCCGGACCCCAGCAGACACCACAACAGUCCGUUUGCCAUCUCCUCGGCUGGCAUCUCCCCCGCCGUCUCCGCCUACUCCGUCACCCCUCAAUCUCACCUGUCGCCGUCCUUCUUCCUCGCCAAUCGCAACUCGCCGUAUCGACCCGUUCGGAGUGUCAACACCCUUCUGAUCCCCCCUCCUUCCGCCUCCCUGCAGCAGCAGCGAAGCGUCCCCUUUGACCACAUGCACUACCAGCCGCUGGGAAAGACGGUAGCCGAACGCAAGACCGGCGUGCUGCCAUACCUCCACCACGAAGCCUGGCCCUCUGGACCCAUUGGACAGCCCAUGUUUCACUCCUCC
Aspergillus aculeatus ATCC 16872 is the source of this 1956-nucleotide messenger RNA. Its product is annotated as putative mucin. Lineage: Eukaryota; Fungi; Ascomycota; Eurotiomycetes; Eurotiales; Aspergillaceae. The record is from RefSeq and is a predicted model, not a curated record. The annotation marks the transcript as partial. Gene Ontology annotation, molecular function: cyclin-dependent protein serine/threonine kinase regulator activity; protein kinase binding. The transcript has 3 exons. Gene Ontology annotation, cellular component: nucleus; cyclin-dependent protein kinase holoenzyme complex. Gene Ontology annotation, biological process: regulation of cyclin-dependent protein serine/threonine kinase activity.